Messenger RNA from Setaria italica (foxtail millet), 2221 nucleotides. RefSeq lists its product as uncharacterized. NCBI's taxonomy places the organism in Eukaryota, Viridiplantae, Streptophyta, Magnoliopsida, Poales, Poaceae. The coding region runs from base 1 to 2064 and encodes 687 amino acids. The record is from RefSeq and is a predicted model, not a curated record. The transcript has a single exon.
AUGUCCGCCGUCCUCCUCGGCCCUCCCGUGAUCCGCGGGGCUCGCCCGGCGGCGCAGGCCACCGCAGCCGCGGAGGCCCCCGCCUCCCACCCCUUCCUCGACCUCCUCGACGCUUGCUUCAACGACAACGCCCCUGCCGCCACCUUCGACGUCGGCAAGGGGCCCCGCAUGACGCUGACGGAGAACAACUCCGCCACCUACGCGAGCUCCGGCAACGCCUGCCUCGACCUCUUCUUCCAGGUCGUCCCCGACACGCCGCCGGAGCGCGUGCGGCAGCUCGUCACCGUCGCCUGGGCGCACGACCCCCUCACCGCGCUCAAGCUCGUCGCGAACCUCCGCGGCGUGCGCGGCACGGGCAAGUCCGACAAGGAGGGCUUCUACGCCGCCGCGCUCUGGCUGCACGAGCGCCACCCAAAGACGCUCGCCUGCAACCUCCCCGCGCUCGCCGAGUUCGGCUACCUCAAGGACUUCCCCGAGCUGCUCUACCGCCUCAUCCACGGCCCCGACGUCCGCAAGCUCGCCAAGGACAAUGUGGCCACCGAGAAGAUCAGGCGCAAGGUCGCGGAGGUCCGCGCCGCCCGACUGGCCGGCAGCAAGCGCGCCCGCGGUGACAGCGCCGCGCCACAGCCCGCCGCCGCGCCCGUGCUCGCGGACUUCGUCAGCGCCGCGCUCUCCAACCCCAAGACCAAGUCCAAGCGAAGCAACAAGUCUGGAGCCGGGGCCUCUGCUGCCGCGGCCAUGGAGACAGAGGAGGAGGUGGUCGUGGAGCAGAAGUCCGAGGCGAUGGAGGUGGAUAACAAGGAGAUCCCCAUGACGAAGGGUGUGCGGAAGGUCGCCAAGCUGGCCGUGCAAUCUCUGGAGACGUACUACGGCGAUGGCGCCUACCGCUUCCUGUUCGACUGCGUCGCGCAGUUCUUCGCCGACCUCCUCGCCUCCGACCUCGAGCAGCUCGCCCCCGGCGGCAAGAAGAGGAAGAUCGGGCUCUCCGCCAAGUGGUGCCCCACGCCGGGCUCGUCGUUCGACAGGACGACGCUGCUCUGUGAGGCCAUCGCCCGCCGCCUCUUCCCGCGCGACUCCAGCCCCGACUACUCCGACCUGUCGGAGGAGCACUACGCCUACCGCGUGCUUCACCGUCUUCGCCGCGAGGUGCUGGUGCCGCUGCGGAAGGUCCUGGAGCUCCCGGAGGUGUACAUGAGCGCCCAGCGGUGGUCCGAGCUGCCCUACACCCGCGUGGCGUCGGUGGCCAUGAGGCGCUACAAGGCACUCUUCAAGAAGCACGACGAGACGCGCUUCGACAAGUACCUCGAGGACGUCGAGGCUGGGAAGGCCAAGAUUGCGGCCGGCGCGCUCCUGCCCCACGAGAUCGCGCACGCCGCCUUCAACGACAAGGCAGAUGACGUGUCGGAGCUGCAGUGGCGCCGCAUGGUGGAGGACCUCCGCAAGAAGGGGUCGCUGAGCAACUGCAUCGCCGUCUGCGACGUGUCCGGGAGCAUGGGCGGCACGCCAAUAGAGGUGUGCGUGGCGCUGGGCCUGCUCAUCUCGGAGCUCAGCGAGAAGCCAUGGGCCGGCAGGGUUAUCACGUUCAGCGAGACCCCCGAGAUCCACAAGAUCGAGGGCAAGACCCUCACCCAGAAGAUGAGCUUCAUCAAGCGCAUGCAGUGGAACAUGAACACCAACUUCCAGGCAGUGUUCGACCGCAUCCUCCGCACGGCGGUUGACGGCCGGCUGCCCAAGGACAAGAUGAUCAGGACUAUCUUCGUGUUCAGCGACAUGGAGUUCGACCAGGCGUCGGCAAACCCCUGGGAGACGGACUACCAAGUCAUCUGCCGCAAGUUCAAGGACGCCGGGUACGGCGACGCGGUGCCGCAGAUCGUGUUCUGGAACCUGAGGGACACUGUGUCCACCCCGGUGACGUCUACGCAGCCGGGAGUCGCGAUGGUGAGCGGCUUCUCCAAGAACUUGGUCAAGCUGUUCCUGGAGAACGAUGGCGUGGUGAGUCCGGAGGCUGUCAUGGCGGCAGCGAUAUCAGGCGCGGAGUACCAGAAGCUUGCUGUGUUUGAUUGAUAGGCUAGUGUCAUUAGUCGUUAGUGGAUGAUGCAUCUCUGAACGCUUAGAUGUUACUCAAUACUCAUCAAUCUGGCAUGCACGAAUUAAGAUAAGAGCGGUUUUGGUAUUGAACAGCUAGCUUUUGGGAAUUUCCUUAUGAUUCGAAUUAGGUUCG